Arachis ipaensis is the source of this 459-nucleotide messenger RNA. RefSeq lists its product as uncharacterized. Gene Ontology annotation, molecular function: RNA-DNA hybrid ribonuclease activity; nucleic acid binding. NCBI's taxonomy places the organism in Eukaryota, Viridiplantae, Streptophyta, Magnoliopsida, Fabales, Fabaceae. The record is from RefSeq and is a predicted model, not a curated record.
AUGGAAAUGUGUAUCAUGAUCAAUACCUUUUUGGAUUUGGAUACGUGCUUCAUAACGAGGUGGGUGAGCGAAUGGGUUCAUGGAUUUGGUGUUAAGGUUCUUGGAGCAAGUAUCUUGAAAGUUGAGAUCUGGGCAAUUUGGCGUGGUUUUCUCAUGGCGAGGGAAUUGGAACUGAGACUCUUGAUCUAUGAGACGUAUUCUAUUGAAGCUUUCUCACUUGUGAACAAUUGGAGGGUUCUAGAUGAGCCUCAAGAGAAGGAGCAUCCUCAAAGGAUCUUCCAACUCAAGCAAAACAUGACUUCAGAAGUGAGAUUUAUUUUGAUUCAGAGAGAAUCCAACUCUAUUGCAGAUUGGAUGGCGAAGUAUGGAGCACAUGGAAACAUGGAUGCAGUUGACAAGAUCGUCCCUCCGACAUCUCUGCAACAUCUUCUUCAAGAGGAUAUAUCUAUGAUUUUCUAA